AUGAAAGCUACCUACGACAUCAUCCCUUCAGAUUCCUUGGUCUAAUUAAUUAAUUCCUCUUAUGAACUUGAUCAAAUGACAAACAAAUGGAUGUUUGGAGAGGAAGAUCAUCAGCAAGUUUCCCCUCCUCAUCAUGAUCAAAUAAGGAAGUACAGACAACUCGACAAACAUAAUGAAUCAAUCAUAAAUAAUAACAAAGACUUAUUUAAUGUAAACUAUUCUAAAAGUGUAUAUGUUAAUAAAAUAAACUCUUUGAUUGAAAUUGCCCCCACUUGCCAAGAAUCUUCUUUGGCAAUUAAAAAAGAAUAAAAGACUUAUCUUAAAACAAAGAAACAAUUUGACAAAGAUAAUGGAUACUAUCACGAGGAACAAGGUUUCGAUGACAGCAACAAAAUAAAGCUAGCCAAGAACAGACAGUCUGCAAGAGACUCUAGAAAACGUAAGAAAAUAUAUGUGGAACUUCUUGAAUUAAAGGUAGCCGAAUUAGGCAAACAAAUCGAAGUUCUCCAAAAAAACCUUGACUAACAGAAUAUAUUCAUAAAUCACUGUGUCAAGAUACCCUCUCUUAUAUCCGAUUUUAAUUUAAGUUAUUAAAACUAAUUCUAAGUUCUCACUUAGAACAUCACCAAAAAGCAAUUGUAAAUUUUGGAUGAUGAAUUUGGAGUCAAUUCCGAGAAAAGAGAUUAUCUAUGUAAUAUCAUCUUUAAUACUCUGGUCGAUCACAUCUUGCCUUUCGAUUUGAAAAAAACAAUUGAAACAGCAAUUAAUAAUCUUGGCAUCUUCAAAGUCGGAGAACAAUAGGAAAUCAAACAAUUGAUCGAAUUCUAACAAUAGUUCACCUAAAGUUAUAAAAAAUUUGAACUAGCUGCCUUUGAUAUGGCCAAGUCUUACGAAUACAUAAAGAGAGAGGCAGAAAAACUUGAAAAACUCAAACAUUAAAUGGUCUAGCUUUUGGGACCUCAAAAAUACGUCAAAAAUAUUCUUGACAUUCAACAAAUACAGCAACAAUAGAUUAUAGUCAAAGAAGAGGAUAUCAACUAGAAAGGUUAUACGAAAUAUGAAUUAUGA
Paramecium tetraurelia is the source of this 1068-nucleotide messenger RNA. RefSeq lists its product as uncharacterized. Gene Ontology annotation, biological process: regulation of DNA-templated transcription. The transcript is spliced from 5 exons. The record is from RefSeq and is a predicted model, not a curated record. NCBI's taxonomy places the organism in Eukaryota, Ciliophora, Oligohymenophorea, Peniculida, Parameciidae. Gene Ontology annotation, molecular function: DNA-binding transcription factor activity.